Atta colombica is the source of this 579-nucleotide messenger RNA. Its product is annotated as smoothelin-like protein 2. Gene Ontology annotation, biological process: actin cytoskeleton organization. The transcript is spliced from 5 exons. Bases 1 to 579 code for a protein of 192 amino acids. Gene Ontology annotation, molecular function: protein binding. The record is from RefSeq and is a predicted model, not a curated record. Lineage: Eukaryota; Metazoa; Arthropoda; Insecta; Hymenoptera; Formicidae. Gene Ontology annotation, cellular component: filamentous actin; microtubule organizing center.
AUGGCGGUGGUGUCGAUCGAUGUCGGUCGAUCGACGAAUUUAGCCUGUCCACUUUACAAUGAAAUUCAAUCCAAAACAAAUCCAAACGUUCCUUUUUCUGCAGCUUCGAAAAAGCCGCUGUCACCUUUCGCCAAGUUUCGUCAACUCGAUAGACAAAAUAGCGCCUGUUUGUCACCAAGUCCUGUAAAAUCACCGGCAACGGAAUUUCGAUUCAAAUUUACCGAACCAACUGUACGAGAUAACGCUGCGCAAAUUAAGGAGCGAUUACUAACAUGGUGUCGAUCAAAAACCAAAGAGUAUGAGAAUGUACAGCUUGACAACUUCUCGACAAGCUGGAACAAUGGUUUAGCAUUCUGCGCGUUGAUCCAUCAUUUUAGACCAGAUGCUUUCGACUACAAUUCUCUACGUCCAGAGAAUCGCAGGAAAAACUUCGAACUUGCUUUUACGAAGGCUGACGAAGUCGCUGGAAUCGCGCCUUUACUUGACGUCGAGGACAUGGUGAUGAUGCAACGACCAGACUGGAAGUGCGUUUUCACAUAUGUUCAGUCCAUCUAUCGUCGCUUCAAGGAUGAAGACUAG